This is a messenger RNA of Rosa chinensis, 1809 nucleotides long. RefSeq lists its product as uncharacterized. The record is from RefSeq and is a predicted model, not a curated record. The transcript has 5 exons. Lineage: Eukaryota; Viridiplantae; Streptophyta; Magnoliopsida; Rosales; Rosaceae. Gene Ontology annotation, molecular function: zinc ion binding. Bases 1 to 1809 code for a protein of 602 amino acids.
AUGCAAUCAUUUGGGUUAAACCCUAAACAAGAAGAUGAAGUGGAUAGCAGUGAGAGUGAUGAGGAUGAUGAAUACAUACCUGCUGCUGAAGAUGAUGAAUAUGAUCAGUAUGGUGUUGAUGACGACUAUUGGUUAGAGGAAGCUGAUAUAGGGUUUGAGGUUAAUGACAAUGGUGAAUGGGUUGGAUCAAGUAAAGAAGCUGUUAAGAAUGUGGAGAUGGAAAGUGGAAAAGAGUUUGAAAAUCAUAAAGAUAUGUUUGGAUCAGCCGAGUCCAAUGAAGAGAAAUUGCGGCCUGCUUUGAAUUCUGAUGGACCCGGUCUUCAAGAAAGGGACAAUAUUUGGCAGCGCUCCAUUUUGAGAAAGGCCAUAAGGGAGAGGGCUAUUAGAGAUAGUUGGGAGGUAUAUUUUAUCAUAAAUGACCGGAAAAGGUUGAGGGCUAUAUGCAAGUCCCAAGACUGUCCAUUCGAGCUCUAUGCAUCUAGGAUGCAACAUGAUGAAUCGCUUAUGAUCAAGACUUAUGAGCCGGAACACAAGUGCACGAGAGUUUUUGAUAACAGCAUGCUCAGUGCUAAGUAUUUAACUAAGCGUUUCAUGGAAAGGAUCAAGCUGAACAGUGGCUGGAAGACAGCUCAAACUAUGUCUUCAGAAGUUAGAGUAAGGGUCUCCAAGCAGAUGGCUUAUCAAGUAAAGAAAGCAGCCCUUUUGGUGUUGGAGGGAACUAUCAUGGAGCACAAGGGAGAGAGCUUUCCAAUCUUUAAGAGGAUGUAUAUCUGUCUUGGAGCUCCUGAAAAUGGAUUUAAAGCUAGAUGUAGGUCUGUCAUUAGGCUAGACGGUUGCCAUUUGAGGUCUGCAUAUGGGGGUCAGCUCUUGACAGCUGUUAGCAUUGAUGCCAACAACACUUCAUGGGUGAUUGCCUACACAAUGGUGGAGAUUGAAAGCAAAGACUGGUGGAUUUGGUUCCUAGAGCUUCUGUGCAAAGACCUGAGUAUCCUUGAGGAUGGAGUAGGUUGGACUUUCAUCAGCGACAAGCAAAAGGGUUUAAUCCCUGCCUUUGAAGAAGUGGUUCCGUUGGCCAAGAUUAAAUUUUGUGUGCGCUAUAUGUGGACAAAUUUUACGAAGCUGUUUCCGGGAAAGUUACUAAAGGAUCAAAUGUGGAGAUGUGCAAAGUCAACUACACUUCCUUACUUUGGAAAGGCAAUGGAGGAAAUGAAGGCUUUGGAUAAUGAAGCGUACAAGUGGAUGACACAUAAGGAUAGGACUCCACGGCAUUGGUGUAGAACACACUUCGACACUUGGUCGAAGUGUGACAUUAUGAUUAACAACUUAUGUGAAAGCUUCAACUCGUUCAUUUUUUAUGCUAGAGUAAAACCACCAGUAAGUAUGUUUGAGGAAAUGAGAGUAAAGCUAAUGAAGAGAAACCAAAUCAGAAAUGAUAAGAUGCAAGCAGUGGUGGGAAAUCUGUGCCCCAAGCCUAGAGAAGUACUAGAAAAGAACAAAAGGAAGGCUGCUUCAGAUUGCAUUUCUACUGGGAAUGGUGGUGACCAAGUGGAGGUGGAGACUUUUGAAGGAACAAAGAAUAUGGUCAACCUUACUGCAAGGACCUGCACAUGCCGAAUGUGGGACUUAAGUGGUGUUCCAUGUAAGCACGAUGUCUCAGCAAUAUACAACAACAUGGUAGAUCCAGAAGACUUAGUUGCAGUUUGCUACUUAAAAAAGACGUACAUUAACAUUUACAACAAUUUGAUCAAGUCGGUGAAUGGAAUGGAGAUGUGGACUAGGAGUGAAGAACCACCAAUUCUGCCUCCAUAG